CCCCACCCUCUUUCAUGUAACCCGAUCUCCACGACCAAAUCUAAACCAUCUACCAAGCACCCUACCAACCUCUACUGUUCUCCCACUCCAAGCUCCAUCCUCACUAUCCAGUCCAGCUCGUUUCACACUUCCAUUCAAAAUCGGUACUCGCUGUUCCCAAACUUUACAAAGCUGCUUCCAUUUCCUGUCAUCCUCUGUGCCCUCUUCCACUCCUUCCUCUUCUCCUUCCUCCAAAACAGUCUCAUAAUACUCCUCAUCCAGCCCUCUAUCCUCAAUCGCCACAACUCUUCUUUCACUCCGCCAUCCCGCCUCCACCAAAUUCGACACGCUGUUGCUGAGACCCUGCGCACUCCACUCACUCGUAUCCCGAUGUAACUCUACCAGUCCAUACACUACCAGUAAUGGCACCUGCCUUCCUGGCUUGUCGAACUUUUGCAGGGGUGGUUUUUCAUCCGCGGGAGUAGGAGGGAAAGCUGGGAGAACAGCUCGGAGAUGGGAGACUGUGGGAACGAAGACUAGGUUUAUGUGCUUGGAGGUUGCUAUUUGGUGGAGGGUAGGUACUAGGAGAUUGUGUCGUGGGAGGGGCGACUGAGUGUCUCCAAGGUUAUCGUGUGGGGUAGUAUCGACGGAAUUGAGAAGGGAGGUCAGGAAAGAGGCCCUGGGCUGGCAGAUUAUUAUGGUGGUUGGGUACGCUUGAUGAGAUAAAACGUAUUCGAGUAGUUCAGAGGGGAGGACCGGAGGUAGGGCCAGUGGAAUGGAUCGAGGCAUUCUUGAGUGGUUCGUGGUGAGCGUGAGGCUGGCGAAAAGCGGUGGAGGGGUCGUUUGGGACGAGAAUCGUGGAUGCUUCCAAGUAGACUAGAAUUAGUGCUGGAGAUUAAUAUUGAUCAAGAACCCAUAGCUCCAGAUCGCCGAAACAUUCCAGACGUUGCAUCGCACACUCAUUGGGAAGAGAUAAGUUUGCCGUCUUUUUUGGUUGUUCCAAGUUGGGAUGGGACCGCGGGAUGUGAGAAAUCGCAUCAGGUCCUCUCCCCCCACGGGAUGAUCGCUUCCUGCCCCACCACUGUCAAGAUCCCAAAACCAGUGAUGCGCCUCCUCCACUGCAUGCUUCUUCAUGGAGUCAAUAUCCAGAAUUACCAGCUUGCUGGAGAGUGGUAUGUUGUCUAAUAUCCAGCCGUCUAUUUCCUUAUUCCCAUUCCCAUUCACAUACUAAUCUCAACCGCAGCCAGAGAACUUACCCUUGAUGCCGCUCAAUCAGCACGGAACUCUCGAGGCAGCACGAAGAUUAUCCCGGCAUCGCAAAUUAAGAAAUUACUCGACAGCCGGAAUGAUCGAGAGGUACUAGAUGGGUUGAGGAAGGUCAUCUCGGUAUGCUAACUUCCACGGUAGCUGCGGUAGCCAGCAACCAUUUGCACACCGCAAAGUAAAGCACUAGACCAGAGAACCAACACUAACAACAACCAUAGUUGAUGUACCACUCCCAACCAUGCCUCACAUACUUCUCUUCGGUCGUCAAGAAUGUCGCCUCUCCCAACAUCGAAAUCAAAAAACUGGUCUACAUCUACCUCCUCAACCACGCAGAACAGGAGCCCGACCUUGCCCUCCUCUCCAUAAACACUAUUCAAAAGUCCCUCUCAGAUGGCAAUCCCCAAGUACGAGCCCUGGCGCUCAAAACCAUGUCCGGAAUCCGCGUGACGGUCAUCAGUCAAAUCGUUUCCCUGGCUAUCAAGAAGGGAUUGGGGGAUAUGAGUCCGUAUGUGAGAAAAGCUGCUGCGUUAGCGAUACCGAAAUGCUACAGGCUGGAUCCGAAUACGAUGCCCCAAUUACUGGAUUAUUUGUCGACUUUACUUGGGGAUAAACAAUACUAUGUUGCGGGGGCUGCUGUUAAAGCGUUCAUGGAAAUUUGUCCCGAGAGACCGGAUCUUAUCCAUAAACAUUAUAGGGGUUUGGUCAAGAAGCUGGUUGAUAUGGAUGAAUGGAGUCAGUUGGUAACUUUGAGAUUAAUGACCAUUUAUUCAAGGAAAUGUUUUCCCAAAAGGACUCGAAUUGUCAAGACGAAGAGCAAGAAGAACGGGACGCACGGAUUUUAUGGGGACGAGGGGAGCGAGGGAGAAGAGGGAACGGAAACUGGAGAGGAAGUUCAGGAUCUUGACCCCGACCUUGAGCUUCUCUUAAAAAGCAUCCGGCCACUUUUACAAAGCCGGAAUUCAGCGGUUGUCGUAGCGGUUACUCGUUGCUACAUAAAUCUCGGGACACAGGAGUACAUCAGCAGCUCUAUUGGACCAUUAGUGGCAUUAUUACGAGGGCCACAGGAUAUCCAGCACAUAGCACUUUACAACAUCGUAUCAGUUUGUCUCACUCGACCAGAGGCAUUCGUCAAAUAUUCUUCUCAUUUUCUAGUACGUUCUACGGAUCCUCCACAGGUCUGGGAGCUAAAGCUAGAAAUUCUUACCUUGAUAUUCCCACAUUCCGAAGCUUACCUGAAGAUUCUCAUUCUGAACGAGCUCGAACAUUUCUCCAGAGGUUCUGAUAAAGAUCUAGUACGGGAAGCAGUACGAGCCAUCGGAAGAUGUGCUCAAAGUGACGCCGGUACAUCUGCAAGAUGUUUAAGUCUGCUUCUCAAGCAGAUCACCAGUCUGGAUGGAAAUCUUGUUGCGGAAUCUUUGACCGUCAUCAGGCAUUUGAUCCAGCAAGAUCCUACACCCCACAUUGGAACCGUCAUUCGCUUAGCGAAGAAUCUGGAUACCGCGACAAAUCCUCGAGCGCGGGCAUCCAUAAUAUGGCUAGUCGGAGAAUUCUCCGGUAUUGAUGGGGAAAACAAUAUUGCUCCAGAUGUGCUGCGAAUACUAGCAAAGGGCUUCGCCGAUGAAGCAGAAGCAGCAAAAUUGCAAAUUGUUCUCUUGGCGGCUAAAGUAUAUCUUCAUCAUCUCAACCGCACCGAAUCCACCGAACCUGUGAAACCUGUACUAUCUCCUACCCCUUCAUAUUUACCUUCAAUGGGAAAUGAAGGGUUUGCAGAAAUGGAUGGUGCAGCGGAUGAUGUGUACCAACCGAAAGACGUAGAGCCCGAACAUCCUAUCGUGGUUCUCUGGAAUUACGUGCUCCUGUUAGCACGAUACGACACAUCAUACGACCUUCGUGAUCGAACACGACUCUACAAAGCUCUCCUCGCAGUUCCAUCCUCCACACAACUCGCUUCUCUCAUGUUACUCGCUCCCAAACCGGUACCGCACACCCCAAGUCCAUCCGAAAGUCGCACAGGAUUUACUCUUGGCUCAUCGAGUCUCGUCGUCGGUGAAGAUGGUGGACUGCAUGGCCUAAGAGGGUAUGAAGCACUGCCCAACUGGGUCGAAGCAGGCAAAGAGCCUGAUCCUUCCCUGAGAGACAGUGAUUUAAGUAAAGCCGAAUAUGACGACAGGAGGAUUGUCCCAGCUGGGGAACGACUAGAUAGCGUCGUGAAAGAUACGAAAACAGGGCAACCCUCGACGAUUAAUGGCUUUGGCGCGACUGGUGCUGGUCCUGCCAAGGAGAAGACGCUAGAUGACUGGCUCAAAGAAUCAGAUGCUGAAGAAGAGAGCGACGACGAGGAAGAAAGUGACGAGGAAAGCGAAGACGACGAAGAGGAAGAAUCAAGCGAGGAAGCAUCAGAGUCAGCAGAAGAAGAAGAAGACGAAAGCGACGACGACGACAAGGAACACGACAGGCUAGUCAAGUGAAAAGAAAAAGAGAGUUAAAGGACACGAAAAAGCCCGAAUUGCGGGGCAACAUUUUUAUUUUUACGGUGAGAAAAUAUAGUCACAAAAACAACAGUGUACAACUAUGAAUAUGAUGAAGAAAUCAGCGACAUGUCUUUCUCUCUCUACUCCGCAGAAUGAUUAAGCUUCCCAUGGCUCUUUUUUUUUUGGCUCAAAUGAUUAUCUGAUAUGCCUACAAGUAAAAUUGUCAUGUAGGUUUUUCUUUUAGCAGGAGCAUCUUUGGGCCCUGGCCGAAAUAAAAACGCCCUGGCCGAACCCUCCCGCGCAUGCAAUAGCAAUGACAAAAAUACAAUAAAAUCCAUCGCUGAGACUGAUACGAAAAGGAGAAGAAGAAAUUUUUUUAAUAGUCUUAAGAAAAGAACGCCCUCGAACCCCUUUGUCCAAGUGAACGGAGUUCGUGGGCCAUGCGUGGUAGGUAUGGCAAGAGCACCAAGUUCUGACCGA
Hymenoscyphus albidus is the source of this 4196-nucleotide messenger RNA. The record is from the annotation of a GenBank genome assembly. NCBI's taxonomy places the organism in Eukaryota, Fungi, Ascomycota, Leotiomycetes, Helotiales, Helotiaceae.